This is a messenger RNA of Ictalurus punctatus (channel catfish), 700 nucleotides long. RefSeq lists its product as uncharacterized. NCBI's taxonomy places the organism in Eukaryota, Metazoa, Chordata, Actinopteri, Siluriformes, Ictaluridae. The annotation marks the transcript as partial. The transcript has 4 exons. The record is from RefSeq and is a predicted model, not a curated record. Gene Ontology annotation, biological process: response to bacterium.
ACAGGUGAUGGAGAUGUAAAAGUGUCAGUGUUCCAGAGCGGCGUGUCGGACUCGGUUCCUGCAGGAGCGUCAGUGACUCUGCAGUGCUCGGUUCUCUCUGAGAGCAGAUCAGCAGAACUCCAAGUGCUCUGGUUCAGAGCUGCUCCACCACAAUCCCAUCCUCAAAUCAUUUACACUCAUCACAACAGCAGCCAUCAGUGUGAGAGCGGCUCUUCUACACACACCUGUGUGUACAACUUCUCCAAGAACAUCCUCAGCCUCAAUGAUACUGGAACUUACUACUGCGCUGUGGCCGUGUGUGGGAAGAUCAUUUUUGGGAAUGGGACACGAGUACAAUUGAAAGAACCUGUGGAUCCUGUAGUGAUCUUCCUCGCUGUAGCUUUGGGAGUGUGUGUGAUUGUGAUCUCUGUUCAAGUUGUUUUAUUCUGUAAAUGGAGGAACCAUGAACAACACACACAGAGACAAAGCACUGGACAAACAAACACUCAGGACCGUGACUCUGUGGAGCUGAAUUAUGCUGCCUUACAUUUUAAUGAAAAGAAAAGCAAAGGAGGAAGAAAAAGCAGAGAACGACCUCAAGACAGCAUGUACUCUGAAGUCAGAUCUCUCGCCACGACUUAAAUUAUACGUCUUCAAUCGUUUAUUUUGUUUACUGGAAUUUUAUUUGUUUUCGAGUCUGAUCAGGAAUAAAGUUUCUACU